CUGCGACGCACUCUAUAGCGGUAAUGGCUGUUGUCGUGCUUCCUUAUAUCUCGUCUCACCCGUUGCUGCUAGUCCAAACCUUCUUCUUUUUCCCACCCUGAGUGCUAGCCAUAUACCCUGCGCAAACUCACUUCUUUUGACACCGCAUGACUGGGAAUGUUUGGAUUAUUACCCCAACACGUCCAUGGUUCUCGAAUAUCGAAAGCCAUGGCAAUGGUCGAAACUAUCUUACAUCAAACAAAAGAUUGUCCCCAACGAUCAACUUGUCAUGAGAAUGAUGCUGGCCAUCUCUGCGAGCGAAAUCCACCAAAGGAAGCGCGAUGAGAUAACGGCUAAUGGAACCUCAAGUGAUAUUGGAUUGGCCCACUAUAGCCUCGCUGUUAAGGACUUGUCAAUGUCCCUCGCACAAAAGUCCUACGGCAAUGAAAAGCAGCGGCUGGAAUCAUUAUUACCCGCACUGUUCUUUAUGAUCGAGUACGAAGUCAGAUUCGGCUACUCACGGCGUCAUCUCCGUCUGCAUCUUGAAGGCGUGAGGUCAUUAUAUAAUUCUUACGAAAGUAUGCUACUGAAUACAGCCUUGGAGAAUGGCGAGCAGCACCAAACUGGAACGAGAUGGGGUGGCCAAGUCGAUGAUGGGCUAUCUUUCCUUUCUUCCCAAAUCCUUUUAUGGAUCUCAUACCUCGAUGUCAUUGGAGGCCAGGGCCUCUGCUCUCGGAGUCUCAUGACGAGAAUGUCCGAGUCGGCUGUCCCGCAGCUGAAAAUUGAACUCCUCUAUCGGAAGUCUCGGUUGGCUGGCCGCCAUAUCUGGGCAGGUGAAUACCCUGAAAAUGAAGUGCUGGACGACAUAGAGAAUUACCGUCCUUUGGAGCUGCUUCAUUUAAACAAUCUUUUACGUUCCAGAAUUUGGCAGCUAGGGGUGUCGAGGUCUGAAGGGCAGCAAACUGAAGACUCACCUGAGAUGUUGAUGGAAGACCUCACGAAAAUUGCAGAUAAGUACCAAGACAUCCUCAUGACCGCCAGCCUGCCUGCUACGGGACAAACCCGCCGCGUCUUCCACACAAUGCGCUGUGCAGCAUCAUCCUACUGGGCCCAGAUUUUGUUCUACUAUCGAAUGUUCGAUUGCAGUCAGACACAAACUCAGGUAGCGAUAAAUAAUAUAUUGCAAAUCACACGAACGGAUUAUGAACGGGGCAGACGCUUUCUCGCUCCGCACACCUGGGCCCUUUUGAUGGCUGGUUUACAAACGAGGGAUACGGCAUGCCGCGCUUGGAUUCUUGCCAGAAUUCAGGAUUUGAGCGGCCUGCAUAGUGAGAGUCCAUUGGUGACCGAAGCGCUGCAGGAUGCGAUGAGAUCAGGGAAGACCGACACAUUGGAUUUAAUGACGCUCUUUCGGUCUGGAUGUGGUUGA
This is a messenger RNA of Monascus purpureus, 1408 nucleotides long. The record is from the annotation of a GenBank genome assembly. Lineage: Eukaryota; Fungi; Ascomycota; Eurotiomycetes; Eurotiales; Aspergillaceae.